Molecule: messenger RNA, 795 nt
Organism: Helianthus annuus (common sunflower)
Lineage: Eukaryota; Viridiplantae; Streptophyta; Magnoliopsida; Asterales; Asteraceae
Exons: 2
Coding region: 1-555 (184 amino acids)
Source: RefSeq, a predicted model, not a curated record
AUGGCAACUGCUUCUCACAUGUCUCUCCUCCUCCUCCUCGCCCUUGUCGCACUCACACCUUCCACCUCUGCAUCCCGAAACGUAAACUUAAACGCAAACUUACACCUACUUCUCCAACUACAUGGAUUUCCGCCCGGCCUUAUACCUGAUCCCAUCGAAAGCUUCACUAUAUCCCCCGUAGGCUUUUUGCCACCCACCUUCGACUUCACCGUGCGCUUUAAGAAACCAUGUUACGUACAGUACGUAUACCUCAAUUACUUCGCCCCGGUGUUUACUGGAAGGAUCACCUACGGUAAAAUUACCGGGAUGAAAGGCCAUAAGGAUCAAUUCCCGUCGGGCGAAUGGAUAGAUAUGUACGACGUCACAGCGGUUGGCCAAAAGCUUGUGUUCAAAUUUGCGACUGCAACUGUAACGUACGAUAGAGCGCUGUUUGAGGAGGUUAAGACUUGCAAAGAUGGUCCUGCUAUUGCUAUUGCUGAUCACUCUAACGAACUCAUCUCUAACGAACUCAUCUCUAACGAACUCAUCUCUCAGCUUCCAAUCAGUGCAGAAUAAGUUGGUGAUCAUAAUGUUGAGGUUGCAUCAGAUCAACAUCGAUGUUUUGAGACUUUUGAAGUUGGGAAGUCUGGGGACAAUAGCUUUUUUCAUGUGUGUUGUAUGAAUAAACUUCAGGUUAUGAACCUGUUUCGUUUUAAGAUUUCGGUUGUGUUGUAUGAAUGAAGUUUUGGUUACGAACGUGUUUCGUUUUCAAAUUUGAUGAGAAAUAAUAUGACGUGGUAUUAAAAUCAUUUAUUA